Messenger RNA from Lycium ferocissimum, 2481 nucleotides. Its product is annotated as ABC transporter G family member 23. Bases 158 to 2143 code for a protein of 661 amino acids. The record is from RefSeq and is a predicted model, not a curated record. Gene Ontology annotation, molecular function: ABC-type transporter activity; ATP hydrolysis activity; ATP binding. Gene Ontology annotation, cellular component: membrane. The transcript has a single exon. Lineage: Eukaryota; Viridiplantae; Streptophyta; Magnoliopsida; Solanales; Solanaceae.
UAUUUUCACCAGCAUAAGGAAACUAUAAACAACAAUCAACCUAGUUUGUUCAACUUCUUUUUCCACAAGUACAAACAAAGCAAAAUCUAUACUUGAAAUCCUUCCAUUUCCUUGCUUAAUUUUCUGCUAGAUCAAUUCUCAACUCCCAAAAAAAAAAAUGGCUUCCCCAUGUACUACUUACCAUCCAAGUCCUGGCAGCCCUGAAGAUGACUCAAUGGUACUUUUCUCAACUUCAACUUCAUGUUCACCAGCCAAAGAAUCCACUAGAACUCAUUCUAAUUCUUCUUCCUUUAAUUCAUCAUCGCCACCACCACCACCACCACGACCAUCUUCAAAUAAAACUUAUGAACUAAGAAUUCGAAAUCUCUCCUAUACCAUUUCCCCGAAUUCAUCGGCCUUUUCUUCCUUACUGAAGAAGAGUACUAAGCCAAAAAUAAGCAUACUCAAAUCAGUCUCUUUUGUGGCUGGAUGUUCGGAGAUUUUAGCAAUUGUUGGACCAAGUGGCACGGGCAAGUCAACGUUGCUACGUGUGAUAUCAGGCAGGGUAAGUAAUAAAGAGUUUGAUCCAAAGAGUAUUUAUCUAAACGACCAUGCAAUUACUAGUCCUGCACAAUUGAGAAACAUAUGUGGUUAUGUUGCUCAAGAGGACAACUUGCUUCCUCUGUUAACAGUGAAGGAAACAUUAAUGUUCAGUGCCAAGUUUAGGCUAAGAGGGAUGAGUCCAAAAGAGAGAGAAGAAAGGGUUGAAAACUUGAUGCAAGAACUUGGCCUUGAUCAUGUAGCUGACAACUUUGUUGGAGAUGAAGAGAACAGAGGAAUUUCAGGUGGUGAAAGAAAAAGGGUGUCAAUUGGAGUUGACAUGAUUCAUGAUCCUCCUAUAUUACUCCUAGAUGAGCCAACUUCAGGACUAGAUAGUAGUUCAGCACUUCAAGUAAUGGAAUUGCUCUCAUCCAUGGCAAAAGCAAAACAAAGAACCAUAAUUUUAUCUAUCCAUCAGCCUAGCUAUAGAAUUCUUCAGUACAUUUCUAAUCUCUUGAUCCUUUCUCAUGGAUCAGUUGUUCAUUAUGGUUCUCUUGAAUCAUUAGAGGAAAAUAUAACCAGGAUGGGAUAUGAAAUACCUAUUCAGCUCAACCCUCUUGAAUUCGCCAUGGAAAUUAUAUCCGUGUUGGAAAACCAGGAAACACGUCCCAAUUAUCAGUCAUGUUCCUAUUUGAGAUGGGAAGAGGCUAUAAUUCAAGAUGAAGCUAAUAAACAAGCUAUCGAUCAAGCAAAAGCUGGUACAAUUUCGAAUCCACAUUGCUCAAGUUUAUUCGAAAUAGCAGUGUUAUGUUCAAGAUUCUGGAAGAUUAUUUACAGGACAAAACAGCUUUUCUUGGCAAGAACGAUGCAAGCUCUAGUGGGAGGAUUUGGACUAGGGAGUGUGUAUAUAAAAAUGAGGCAUGAUGAAGGUGCAGUUACAGAAAGAUUAGGCCUUUUUGCGUUUAGCCUUAGUUUUCUUCUUUCUUCCACAGUUGAAGCACUUCCAAUUUAUCUUCAAGAAAGGCGUGUGAUCAUGAAAGAAGCCUCAAGAGGAGCGUAUAAAAUCUCUUCUUACAUGAUCGCAAACACCAUAGUCUUUCUCCCAUUUCUCUUUGCAGUGGCAAUUCUUUUUGCUGUCCCGGUUUACUGGAUAGUCGGGCUGAAUCCUUCGAUUGCAGCAUUCGUGUUCUUCACUUUCGUGGUUUGGGUGAUCGUGUUGAUGGCUAGCUCUUUGGUUCUGUUUCUGAGUGCAAUUUCCCCUGAUUUUAUUUCAGGGAAUUCACUGAUUUGCACUGUUCUUGGGGCUUUCUUUCUAUUCUCAGGCUAUUUUAUUCCAAAGCAAUGCAUACCAAAAUAUUGGCUUUUCAUGUACUAUGUCUCGUUAUAUAGGUACCCGUUGGAUGCUUUGCUCACAAAUGAAUACUGGAGCUUGAGAAACAAAUGUUUCUCUUGGAAUGAAAAUCACUCAGAAUGUUUGCUUACAGGAUAUGAUGUAUUGAAGAACAGAGGACUUGACAAGGAUACUAGGUGGAUGAAUGUUGGAAUUAUGCUCGCCUUCUUUGUGUUUUAUAGGGUGAUUUGUUGGAUUAUUCUUGCAAGAAAAGUGUCAAAGACAACAAUUUGAAAGAUUCUAACAUGUUGGAGAUCAGAAAAAACACAUUGUUGAAGAUUGCAGACCAAGUAUCCCAUGUUUAUACGCACAAUAGAUCUAUGUUGCUCAAAUUAUUCAUAAAUGUCAUCGUGUGUGUGCCAGAUCCUCCAAAAUAGUGCAUUUUUUACAGCUUCGACACAUAUAUGACAACAUUUUUGAAGAGUCCGAGAAACAUAGCAAUAGAUUAGCUUAUUGGAGUGAAAUUGGAGAAAUCUUUUGACGUGUGAUUCUUUUGUAGUUCACUUCCUUUUAAUCUUGUCGUCACGUACUAUUAGCCUAAAAUCUUUAUGAAUCUUGUUUUUUUUUUUUUU